AUGAGUAGCAACAUAGGGUCCUCUUCUGAGGCCACUCCGCUUUUGCAGGAAAAUCCUGGCUGCCAGUCUCAAAGCACGCAAUAUCAGAGCGUUACCCGCCAUACACACGAUGUGGAAGUUAGCUCCUCCCCCAAGGAAUUCCAUGAGGAUGUGUCUUUUCCCAUCUUAACACGAGUACAAUCAACCUCUCAGAUACUGGAUAUCGAACCAAACCCAGACAGACUUCCUUCUAUUCACUCUGUGAAGAGGGGCAAUGGCUCUAUCGACGGUAGCAUUGGGGACGAGGGUGACGGCUAUGCUUCCCGAUUCAUCAAUGUAUCUCCCACUCGAUUCUGGCUGAUUUUCAGUGGCAUCAUGCUGGGAUACGUGAUUGGAUUUUUUGACUCGACUCUAAUGGCUUCAAGUCAUCCUGUUAUCACAUCCUAUUUCCAUUCCGCAAAUGCGGCUUCUUGGCUGUCGACCUCCUUCCUGCUUACUUCUACGGCAUUCAUGCCCCUAUUGGGACGCCUCUCAGAUACAAUGGGCCGUAAACCAAUUUAUCUGUUUUCCAUCGCCAUGUUUUUUUUUACCACGGCAUGGUGCGGUCUCGCUCAAAGCAUUGGAAGCUUCAUUGCUGCUCGAGCUUUUUGCGGUCUGGGCGCUGGUGGUGUGUUUUCCAUGGGCCAAAUCCUCUCCAGUGAUCUUGUCCACCUCGAGUAUCGCAGUGUCUACCAAUCAUAUAUCAAUUUGUGCUUGGGCACUGGUAGUUGUCUGGGACUGGCCUUUGGCGGGUUUCUUUGCGAUCGGAUCGGCUGGCGAAGUGCAUUUCUUAUUCAGCUACCUUUCAUCUUUGUCUAUUUCAUAACCGCUGUUUUUACAAUCCCGGCGGAUAUUGGACUGAAGCAGACACAAUCGGCUCACAAGACGAUCUUACAGGUGCUUCGCAGCAUUGACUUGAUUGGCUCUCUCUUCCUUAUUUUGUCGGUCACUACGUUGAUCAUGGGAUUGAAUCUGGGAGGAAAUGUCUUUUCUUGGGAAAAUCCGGUGGUCAUUGGCUCGUUGGUCGCAUCUGUCAUUCUGGCUAUCGCUUUAAUACGAUAUGAGCGAAAUGUGCCAAAUGCUGUCCUCCCGACCGAAUUGCUAUCGAAGAACCCUCGCGCAAAUAUCAUCAUCAGCAACUUCUUCGGAGCAAUGUCCGUCAAUACUAUGAUGUUCAACGCGCCGUUGUAUUUUCAGGCCGUCAAGUUGGCCAGUCCAACGGAUUCAGGACUCCGACUUAUGGCCGCAUCAGUCGCUGUGACUGUUUCUAGUGUCAGCACCGGAUUCUUGAUUAGCUGGUCGCGACGAAUGGAACCAACCAUCCUCGUCGGUGGCUUUUGUAUGCUGCUUGGUGGAUGUCUAGCUGGCUCGAUGAACAUCAACACAUCUCAAACACUUGCCAUGUUUUGUGUUUGCUUCAAUAGCUUCGGUCAGGGAUUCUCGUUCCCGAGUCUUAUGGUCUCGAUUCUCGCGACCAGCGACAAAGCCGACCAGGCGGUUGCUACUACAACCCUAGGAUUGGCGCGUAACCUUGGCUCCGUGAUGGGUGUUUCUAUCAGUAGCUGGGUUCUACAAAAUGUCCUGAUCUAUCAACUUGAACAUCAGGUCACUGGGGACAACAAGGCAGAAAUUAUACGUCGUGUCCGCAAAUCUAUUCACUUCAUUGGUGACUUGGAUCCGUUUCAUCAACAGCAAGUCGUCGGAGCAUAUUCAAUGGCUCUUCGUCUCACAUUUCUUUCGGCGGCCAUCUGGGGUGCUGUCAUGUUGUUUAUGAACCUCCGGCUUCGAUUGCCCCGGUUGGCUCGCAAGGCAUGA
Molecule: messenger RNA, 1833 nt
Organism: Penicillium odoratum
Lineage: Eukaryota; Fungi; Ascomycota; Eurotiomycetes; Eurotiales; Aspergillaceae
Product: putative MFS multidrug transporter
Exons: 2
Coding region: 1-1833 (610 amino acids)
Biological process (GO): transmembrane transport; basic amino acid transport
Cellular component (GO): fungal-type vacuole membrane
Molecular function (GO): basic amino acid transmembrane transporter activity
Source: RefSeq, a predicted model, not a curated record